Messenger RNA from Chanos chanos (milkfish), 1197 nucleotides. RefSeq names its product histamine H3 receptor. Gene Ontology annotation, cellular component: dendrite; synapse; plasma membrane. Bases 1 to 1197 code for a protein of 398 amino acids. Lineage: Eukaryota; Metazoa; Chordata; Actinopteri; Gonorynchiformes; Chanidae. The transcript is spliced from 3 exons. The record is from RefSeq and is a predicted model, not a curated record. Gene Ontology annotation, biological process: chemical synaptic transmission; adenylate cyclase-inhibiting G protein-coupled acetylcholine receptor signaling pathway; G protein-coupled receptor signaling pathway, coupled to cyclic nucleotide second messenger. Gene Ontology annotation, molecular function: G protein-coupled acetylcholine receptor activity; histamine receptor activity; G protein-coupled serotonin receptor activity.
AUGGCUAAUUAUAUAUUUGCCUCGAACUCGACAACGGUUCAUUACAGUAACUCUGGCAGGACCAGAAAUAGUGUCGCUUUCGCCGCGCCUGUAUUGGUGGUUCUCGUUGUCAUGAUGGUGACUUUGGUUCUCUUAACGGUGUUGGGGAAUGCCCUGGUUAUUUUUGCCUUCAAGAUGGACAAAAGUCUGAGGAGACAAAGCAACUACUUUUUAUUAAACUUGGCCAUUUCGGAUUUCCUUGUCGGUGCCCUCUGUAUCCCUGUGUACAUUCCCUACAUCUUGACUGGCAAAUGGAUGUUGGGUAAAGGUAUCUGUAAGAUGUGGCUGGUUAUGGACUACAUGCUCUGCACUGCCUCUGUCUUCAAUAUUGUUCUCAUCAGCUACGAUCGCUUCUUGUCAGUUACUAGAGCGGUGUCGUACCGUGCCAGGCAAGGAAUGACCAACCAUGCCGUUGGCAAGAUGGCGGCAGUGUGGGUGCUGGCCUUCCUCCUUUAUGGUCCGGCGAUCCUGUUCUGGGAGUAUGUGUCCGGAGAGAGUCAUGUGCCAGAACACGAGUGCUUUGCUGAGUUCUACUAUUCCUGGUACUUCCUCCUCUGUGCAUCCACUCUUGAGUUCUUUUCUCCUUUCAUUUCCGUGGCCUUCUUCAACCUUAGCAUUUACCUCAGCAUCCGAAGGAGGAGGCUGCGCAGUAGACUUGACACUGGCUCUCCAAAACCUAAAGCCAUAGCCCCAGCUCAGGGGGAGAGGAGCCAUCUAAACUUUCUCUUAUGCCGAAAUUCUGUGAUGCCCCGCAAGAGGAUGGCUUGUGAAAAUGGAGAGAAAGAUGUGCGAUCUUGCUCCUCCCAAAUGUCUCCGUGCUCUGCUAGACGAAAUAAUAGCAUGUCAGUGAGAAGCACUCAGUACUCCCGUUUGUCACAGGAUAAGAAACUUGCCAAAUCUCUAGCAGUGAUUGUUUGUGUGUUUGCAGUGUGCUGGGCACCAUACACAUUGCUGAUGAUUAUCCGUGCAGCCUGCAGGGGGAACUGUGUAGAGCAUCACUGGUAUGAGGUAACAUUUUGGCUCUUGUGGCUGAACUCAGCCAUUAACCCAUUAUUAUACCCUCUAUGCCACAGGAGUUUCCGUCGUGCCUUUGCCAAGAUCCUGUGCCCAAGGCACAGGUCAACCCAGCCACCACCAGAUCCACCCUCACCUAACUAA